Molecule: messenger RNA, 8703 nt
Organism: Stomoxys calcitrans (stable fly)
Lineage: Eukaryota; Metazoa; Arthropoda; Insecta; Diptera; Muscidae
Gene: atos
Product: protein Atossa
Exons: 9
Coding region: 1491-7412 (1973 amino acids)
Source: RefSeq, a predicted model, not a curated record
CAGUCGCUUUCAAGCAACGUGAGUGUUAACAUCUCGUCUAAAAAUUUGGUGUCUUUUUUUAAAACCCUUAAAAAGCAAAUCAAAAACAAAGUUGAAAAACAUCAGAAAUAAAUUAUAAAAAUCCAAAAACUUAAAAAAAGAUCUUGUAUCUUUUUUUGAGUAAAAUCAGAGGCAAAAAAAACCCCACAAAGUGCCAACGAACGUGUAUAAGAGAAAAAGCAAAAUAAGGGGUCGCGUGUAGGGUAAACAACAGCAAAGAAAAUAACAGCCGUGCGCUUUUGAUUCGUUUUCUACGAGAAGAAGUGUAGUUCGAGUGUUUUGUGAACAAACGCAAUUUAAUUUUAAUCGAACUGUUGUCGUCUCAUACCAAAACAAUCAAGCAUCAAGAAAACAAGAAAUUAAAUAAAUUAAAAAAAAAGAAAAAACUUAAGAAAAAUCGUGAAAUAAAUACCUAAUAAAUAAAUUAGUAACAACAAUCAUUGAGAGAGAUAUAAAGGGGAGGAAGCCUCAUCUGUGGUCGACCAACAUACAUAGGCGCAAUUUAGUAAAUGUGUGAUGAAGCAACUACAUCCACAAUUGGAACAUUUCCAAUGGUGUAUAAAACAAAAUUCAACAGUUUUCAUAACAACAAAACUACCAAUCAUAAACAAUAUCACCAACACCCUCAGUGUGCUGCUCUAACAAAGCCAACAAUAGCAACAAUCAACAACAUCAGCAUCAAAACGAUAACAUUGGCACGAGCUAAAGAAAAUUAUUUCAAUAAAAAAAGUUAAAACACAACAACAACAAAAUCUCAUCAUACAUAUUAGGCCAAGCGAGAGCGAGAGCUCAUACCCACCAGCACCGCCCGCCCCCCGCCCUACUUGGUCGUGUGGGUCCACGAAUUCAAUACAACCAUCAACAUCGCCACCACAAUAAAAGAAAAUUUGUGCUGGCUGAUUGCUGCUCUGUAGGCGCAAACACACACACACACACACAUGAAGGCGAAGCAAAAUGAAACAACAUUUCCAAAUGUAAAAUUGAUUACAACAACAACAUCAACAACAACGGGUUGGUUAAAGAUAAAAGCCAAAAAUAUUCUUGCUCCCCAAAAAUAAGCAAAUUUUGUGAGAGUGAGUGAUGAGAGUUAUAUGCGUGUGAGUGUGUGAGUUUGCGAGUGGAGUGACCCCAAACGUCAUCGCCGUAGUCAUCAGAAAAAAUACACAGCAACAAUACAGGAAGUCAGCAUAAUGCCUAAAUUUAUAGUGAAAAUGAUGUUUCUUUAACCAUUGGAUAUAAAUCUGUAGGCAGCAGCAGGUUUACAACGAAAGAUUGUGUUCAAAAGUCGAGAAGAAAAAGAAGAAAACUGCUGCCUCUUUGUUAGCGACGACAGGGGGACAACGACGACGACGGCGGCGACGGCGUCGAUUGGUAGUUUCGGAACAACUGGAAGACAGUUUUAGUGUUUGUCCCCUCAAUUGUUGUUGCAAUCAAUAGAGGUUGUCGCCAAAAUGAUACCAACAUCGUUUACAGGAUCUUCACCGCCCACGGCCGUUGUUGGUGGUAGCUUUUCUUCAAGCCUUGCCAGCAGUUCCCCCUUGACAGGCAGCAACAAUGCCAGCAGCAGCAGCAGUAGCAGCAGUGCAGGGGGAGUACAAGGCAAUAAUUCUGCUUUGUUGGGCAUAGCUUCGUUGAUAUUGGAGGGCCGGGCUUUGGCCGAAGAUGAAUAUGCUGUGGCUAAACAUCAAGAUGUAGGCAUCGCUAGUGGCAUUAAUGCCAUGGAGUGUGGUCGACAAUCGCCAAAACCCUCAACGUCAAGGGCCGCUGCCACAUUUCAUGAUCAUCAAAUGGGUGGCUCGAGUGGAGCUAGCGGUGGUGGUCUUUCUACCGAUAUAGCUGGCUAUCUAAGACGCAAAGCUUCAAAUUCCCCGGAAUCAUCGUCGCAAUCGUCGUCUUCUUUACUGCGUGACUAUUACAACAGCAAUAGUAGCAGUGAGAGUGCCAGCUCAUCGGUGGAAAGUAACCACAGUCGUUGGACGCAGAAACUCAGUCAGUUGCGUCAGGAAUCACCAAAUGCUCAACGUCACCAUUUGACAGCUGGCAGGGAACAGAGCAAAGUGGCUGUUGAAUGUAUGCGCUCUGUAGAACCGGAGUAUGUGGCUUUGGCCAUUAACACAGAUCAGCCGUUGGACGAGCGUCGCAGUGGAGGCAGUGGAGAUUUUGAAAUAAUUCGACGCAUUGCUUUGAAUCGCAUAAAUCACUACAAUUCUCCGGUCUCAGGUUUGGGUGCCUCAUCGGUUAGUGGUGGUGGUGGAGCUGGAGGCGCCGGUGGGGGUGGUGGUGUUGGUGGAUCUGUUGAUAAUUUUAUGUGCUCUCUACAAUCUCUAGCCAGUAAUACCUGUCUCCGUGUGGGAACACCUAUACUCUCAAAUCCAAUAACAGCUUCUACGCCCAAGUAUCCAACAUAUAGAGUAACACAUCAAAAUACUCCCCGCUUCCCUGCACCCCACUAUAACGAUGUGACGGCAGGAUCUGCUAGUAGCUCGGGCAGCGGUGUUGGCGGUGGCAUACAAUCACCCAUGUUUGCAGCAGCUACCCCCUGGCACCAACACCAACACCACCACCACCACCAAUCGGCAACCCCUCUUGGCGCCAACAACAAAGAGUAUAUGUUGCGUAAGAGCUCUACUGAACGGAUAGCAAUACCAACGCCUCAGACAACAACACCCACCAACAGUGCAAACACCUCCUGCAAUUCCACCUAUAAUUCAUAUGGUUUUAGCCGUAGAGAAUGUCCGGUAAGUGUGACAAUGACGGCAGCAGCAACGUCUGCUACAACAACGACUCCCACAACGAGUCGCAACUCAACAACCCCCCAACAGGGUCCACACUGUGAUCAGUUCCUGCGAAAAAUGGGACUAGCCAAAGGUGAUGCCUCAGAAACUGAGGAACACCACUGUGAUAUGUCAUACGUUAAUAUAACGUGCACUCGUUGGCGUGCCUAUUGUAUUAAAAUGGAAAAUAUUUUAGCUCGUGGUGAACCCAUCUGUAUUGAAGUAUAUUUGGGUCCAGUAGGCCAUAAAAUUUUAUUAGAGCAAUGGAUAAUAAGCGUUAAUGAAAAACAACCACCGCCUACCAUGACGCUGCCCUCAUUAUGUAGUGCCAUACGCAGUCAAUUGUACUUCUCACAAAUCAGUGCCUGGUGUGAUCUCAUUAAGAAAUCCGACAAGACCAUCUAUGAUACUGGUCGCCUUAUCUUUACCACACCACCAACAAUGAGUGCUGCUGGCGAUUUGGCCACUACAGCGGCGAAUGUUUUAAGCACAUCACCGUCUGGGGCGACCACCAUGCUAACAAUGACAAGUCUGCCUUCGCCCAGCGGUAAUAGUGGCAGUGCAGUUGGCAGCGGCGGCGGCGGCAUUACUUCACCAGGCAGCAGCAGCAAUAGCAGCGGUGUUAGCAGCACUAGUAGCAUGCAUCGGCGGCCACCACGUCUCAAUAUUUUCUAUCGCAUCAAACCUUACGAUAAUGGCAAUGCUUGCUUUAAUUCCAAACCGAAUGUACACAAUUUUCCAAAUGUCAAUAUUUCGGAAAAUUGUUGUGUAUCGGUUUGUCUAAAAAGUCUUCCACGUAUAACGGGCGGUAUACCAAAGGUGGGCCCUACAACAACGACAACGGGCGAAUCGAUAGCAACAGCAGCAAAUUCUCUACCCUCAGCUCCAAGUACGCCAACUACAACCACAAUGAGAGGAGGAGCAGCAGCUGCGUCUGGGACAUGGUCAAUGAGGGCAACACCAAGAGCCGCUUCCACGCCCAUGAGUGCGGGAGCAGCAAACAUAACAACAACAACAAAUGCCAAUAAGCCAACAACAAAAAACUGUGAUAAUGCAAAUUCAAAGGAACACCAUCAACAACAACAACAAAAACUACAACAAACUGCCGUUUUAAAUUUAAAUCGAGCUCAUUCUUGUGAUGAUGAUGAUGAUGGCCAUGCCAACGACGGUGAGGGUGACAACGAUGAUGGCAAUGCAGUUAACCAUGAUAGCGGUAGCAUUGAAAACUAUGUUUUCCAACAGGAUAAUGGUGCACAAAGUUCCUCAGCUUUAAGACGAGGCAACUCUGCCGAAAGAACCGUUGGUGGUGCUGUUGGUGAUAGCUGUGAUCUUCAAUGUAACGUUCUAACCGCCGGUGGCGCCGAUGGUGAUAGUUCCAAUUCCUCAUUAAGUACAAAUUAUGGAAAUCUUUCACACCGUGAAAAGCAGCUGCUGAAAUAUCGCAAACGUAUGCUGAAGCGUGAUAAGAAACAACAGCAACAACGUAAAUCCAAUGAAUGCAAUAAUAGUCAAGCGAGCAAUGGUGGCGCGGUUGCCUCUUUGAAAAUGGAACAGGGUGAGGAGUAUGAUGAUGAUGAUGAUGAUCAGGAGGGGGAGGAGGAUGAUCUCAAUGAGGCCAGUUGCAAUAAUUCAAAUGCCGAUUAUGCACAGAAAACACGCUUGAACAGUUCAAAUGCAAGUGCCACCAACACAACAACAAAGGGCCAAAGACAACAACAGCAAUUACCAAAUAGUUUUCUAAAUAGCAUUCCUUUUACCAAUGGGCAACAGCAGCAGGCGCCGCCAUCAAAGCGAACGCAAGAGUCAAAUCAAAGUCAGCAGCAUGUUAAAAUGAUCUCAACCGGUACCCAAACUACCGGAAACAACAACAGCAACAACAAUAAUGCCAACAGCACAUGUUCUUCGUGUGGCUAUGAAAAGUCCAUGAUUUGCUUAAAAUGUAAUCCUCUUAAGAAAUCCCUAAAAGGCAGCACACCCCACAGCAGCAGCAGCAGCAGCAGCAACAGUGCCGGCAACGUUACCAUUGCUGACGAUUUUACGUUCAGUAAUGAUGAGGGCAUGGAUGCCGAAUCAGCAGAGUCUCCAGUGUCCUCGAGAUCGGCCUCGUCCUCCUCGUCAGUCUGUAGUUUAAGUAGUAGUGAUAUUAUCCAUACGCCACGUAAUAAAGCUGAACUUUUAUUACAAGCCAUACAACGUACACCGAAAUCAAAUAAGAAACUUAAAAUAACCAAAGAUUUACAGCAGCAACAGCAGCAGCAGCAGCAGCAACAGAAUCAGAAGCAACAACACACAACAACGAUGGUCAAAACAAAUAAAACACCAGCCACCACAUCGCGUUCUUCAACAGCAACGAAUAGUCAUAGUGGUCACCUUAAUCGAUCAAUGCCUUCCAAUAAAUCUUUAUCCUCCUCAUCCUCUUCGUCGCUCAGCGGCGGCGGCAGUACCAUACAGUUACAAAGUUGCCAAGUAUGUAAGCGUCAGAAAACCCAACAUAAUUUCCAACAACCUCCACUAGCUUCGCUGGAAGUUGCAACUGGUGAAGAUUGUUCUUCUUCACCUUUGGAAAGUUCAGCAGCUUGCUCAUCCUCUUUACUGAGAUGCAGCCAAACCUCGAAUGGUGGCAACAAAACUGAUGAUGUGUUGGGUGAAGCUGAAAAUGAAUUGGAUGGUGGGAAAAUGUUCACAGCAGAAGAUUGUGUGGACAAAGGUUUGCUUUUGGAUAUAGCAAAUAAUGUGACAAAUCAAUCAUGUGAUACUAAGAAGAAGAAAUCGGCUGAUAUCUACAAGGAAUCAGAAGUAAUGGAAGAAGAAUACUUUGUAUCCUCUACAAAAUUAACACCACACAUUGAACGAUGUUCGAUAGCAACAAAGACGUAUUAUUCCCAAUUGCACCAACAGCCAUCACAAUCACCAUCCACUAAUGGCACUGACACUCAACGUUUGUGCUCGACACCACCCCUGGUGGGGGAACACAAUUCGGAGAAUGCCAAGGGACAGGGUCUUGUUAUGGCACAAUUUAAAACACCUACACCUAGCGAACAACAAAUCAAAUCCAAUAUGAAUCGACAAGUUCAACAGCAACCACAUAAGCAAACACCCAAACCGAAUCUUCUACAAAUCGGCUUUAGCUUUAACGGAGGCGAAAUGCCAGCACAAUCAUCGCAAACAAACAACAAUCAGAUCGAGUCAAAUGUUAUGCCCUCCAUUCACAAUCCAUUGUUGGCUAGACGCAAUUCACCAAAAGUGAAUCUUACACGCAUAUUUUGUAAUCCUACAUCUAUGAAGGUUUCCUCGCCCAUACCCAUAGGAAAUGGCAAUGCGAGCGACAUCUUAUCAACCCCAUCCACUGCAUCGGUAUCAUCUGGUUCCAAGUCGGCCGAUAUUAAUGUAUGCGACGAAGUAGCACCAACAUUCUCAUUUGAAUCACCCGCCGGACAACCUCCCACGAUAACCGUACAAAAAUCCAAUUCUGCUCCCACUUUACCCAAUUCGCCGUCACUUUCGCCUCGUUUCAUUAAGGCGUCGGCUUUGUAUAAACGCAGAUCUAGACAUUUGUCAGAUCGUUCUGAUCGUUCCUCCUUGGGAUCGGAUGAACAAUUCUCCGAUGAAGAUAUAGACUGUGGUAUGUAUAGCCCGUUUGCCACAUCGCCGGUAAAACUGCGUACUCGCUUAUCGGCUGUGUUUGGGCGUAAGCCCAUGUUGGGUAAUUUGGAGGAGAGUCUUUUGCAAAGACGUUUGAAACCCAAAAUAGAAGUGAUGGGUUUCAAACUGCUGUUAGGUGCUUCGGGAGGAUUUUGUCCCACGCAAUUGACCAUACCGGCUGCUGCAUAUUUUUAUGAACUCCAGGGAGAAACUUUAAGUACACCCUAUUUGUGUGAAAUACGUUUACCUCGCAAAGGCUAUUCCGUGCCACGUUGUGGUACUGUUCAGGCUACACUUUUAAAUCCCAUGGGUACCGUGGUUCGUAUGUUUGUUAUACCAUACGAUAUGCGGGAUAUGCCGGCAUUACAUCAGACCUUUGUGCGUCAACGUAUUUUGGCCGACUCGGGCAAUAGUGUCCAGACAACAUCCACCAGUCGUAAUGGCGGUGUUAUUGAUGCUGGCGAUGGUGUUUGUGUUAGCGAAGGUGUUUUAAAAUGCAGCGAUACUAUGGUACAAAAUGGAAAUAUACAAAAUUUUAAUAGUUCAACUGGUGUUGUUGGUGGUGCUGGCGACAAUGCGACAAUAAAUACGACCAAAAUGCAACAGCAACCAAGUUUCCCGCAAAAUAAUUUCAACACCAGUAACAACAACAACAAUAAUAAUAAUACCAGCAAUGUUGGAAAUAUGGAAAAUCAUUUGGGACACUUUAUAUCAGCCGAGAAUAUGAAAAGUUUACGCUAUUCAAUACAUUUGAGAUUUCAGACAUCACGUUCCGGACGUUUAAUGCUGCAUACCGAUAUACGCUUAUUGAUAUCUAGACGAACCGAUUGCGAUACUGCGGCCGCUCAUGCUAAGGGCGUUUUGGAGGCACCCAAUGAACUUAUAACUAAUACUGUGAUGCCAACAAAUCCCAAAUAUAGUGCACGCCAAGAUCAGACUACAAGUAGUAAGAUUUAGUAGUUGUUGAAAGCUGCAUGUGUGCCAGUCGAAAUGUUGCAACAGCUACAACAGAAACUCUUGCAACGCUGGCAAAAGAUAUGGGUUUAAACGAAAACAAAGGAAAAACAAGAAACACAAAACAGCUACAACUAUUAAAAACAAAACGAUAAUGCUGCCCAUACGAUUUGUUGGAAAAAAAACAACUUUUUUUAUAAUUAAGAAACAAUAUAUCAAAAAUAUUACAAAUAAUUAUCUUUACACAAUAAUAUGAUGUUAUAAAACUUUCCUCCCGCCCCCCCAAACUCUAAGAAGGAAAGAAAACUUCUACGAAGCCCUCAAUCCCCGCCUCUAGAUCUUUUCAAAUUUCUGUGUUGCGUCUAUGACUAUUUAGCCCUCACCAAAAAUGCCUUUUUUUUUGGGAUAAAGAAAGAUUUUCACAAUUUUGUUUUAAAUCAUCUGAUCUGUGGUUAUAGAAUUAUAAAAAAAAGAAAAUAUAUAAACAUAUAUAUUUUUUUUGUUAUGUAUUAUUAUUUUACACGUUUUUUUUUAAAUUUCGAGCAUUUUUUGAACGUCUUAUUUUAUAUAUAUAUAUUUUUUAAUUUAGGAAUUAUUUGCAAUUUUUUGAAUUUAAAUUCAAAUUAAAACAAAAACAAAAAACAUAAAAUUAGUCCAUUUUACAAAACCCCCACAACAUAUACUUUUACCUUUUUUUUAAAUUGUUAUUAAACCUACAUAUGUAUGUAACUUUCCAAAAACAUUGCCAAGCCAAACUUUCUUUAGAAAGGCUGUCCUUUUGGUUGUGGUUGUGUGUGUGGUUAGGAAAAAAUGGCAGCUUUUAUGUUAGAAAAACAAAUGGUUUUCUUAAAAUUUAGUUACGAAUUUAAUUGGUAUACAAUUCUUUUGUUUUACACUAAAAAAAUUUUUAACUAAUUUUUUUUACCUUAUCCCCCCUUACUAAAGACAAAUUUCAGAAAUAUAAAUUGUUAACAAAAUUCUAUGAAUGUGUAUGUGUGCACUGCUUGUACCGUUCACUCACUACCCAAUGGCCAAUGGAGCCAAGCCAAGCUUAACGAGCAACCAUGCUAGCAGGCUAUUGGCUUAGCUAAAAAAUAAACCAUCAACCAACCGCCCCCAAUCCGCCCCGCCCUUUCCCCUUCCCCAUCUUAUGUAUAGCAAAUGUCUUAUGUAUAUUAUUUAUUUUAUUUUUAUUAUACCUCUUAUUAAAUUGUUUUACUAAAUGAAUUCAAUAUAAUGUAAAAAAAAAACAACAACAACAAAUUUCAAUAUGUAUUUCUUUAUUGAAACUAAA